Chelonoidis abingdonii (Abingdon island giant tortoise) is the source of this 1521-nucleotide messenger RNA. The record is from RefSeq and is a predicted model, not a curated record. NCBI's taxonomy places the organism in Eukaryota, Metazoa, Chordata, Testudines, Testudinidae.
AUGCCCUUCAGCUUCACCCUGCUGGUGGGCCUGCUGGAGAAGGGGGAGUGUGCUGAGCAGCUGGCGGGUGUCAUGGAGGCAGUGCUGAGACAGCAAAAAUCAGAGCUACAGGGCCAAGUGCAGGAUCUCCAAGCCGCUCUUUCCUACACACUGAGCCCACCCCGGGGGGGGCGGCUGAGUGAUGGAACAAGAGACAUCCUUCACCUACUGGCUAGGCAGCACACUAAGACCGCAGUCAACAUCCUCCUGAAGAUGCCCUGGCCUUACGAACACCACAUCAAGGCCAUCUGGAGGUUCCUGGGUGCAGACCCCAUGCUAACGAGAGAGGUACUGCACAUCCUGCUGUACGACAGCCCAGAGAAGGGCUGGGCUAAUCCUGGACAGACCCAGGACAGGAACUGCCCCCAGCCAGCCCGGCUGCCUCCGGCAACCACAUACGGCCUGUGGGAGCUGAUCGGGGCCUUGGGGCAAGCUGACACCCUGGAGGGACGCGAGGAUGACCUGUUCGCCUCUUGCUUCCUCGCCAUCGCCAGCCCCCCGGCACAACACCUCUUAGGAAUCCAGCAGGACUGGCCCAGUGACACCAGUCCACGCAGCAUGGCCGUGCAGGCCCUGGCACGGGUGCUGCGCCUCAGGGGCAGUCAGCCAGCUGUGGAAGUAAUGGACCAGGAGCAAGGCUGGCAGCUGCUGGAGGAGGCCCAGCCCGAGGGGUUCACUCUCCUUAGCAGAGCCAUAGUGAGCCACCCAAACCUGGCCCUAAGGAGCAUCCCACAGCUUCUCCUUCCCAGCCUCCAGGCCAGCCAGGAGGGCGAACGCAUGGCCUGCACCGCCCUCUUUGCAGAGUUCCUCAGCAGCCCCCUGCUGAUGGAAAAUGAGCCCAAGGCCAUGCGGAAGCAGGUGCUGAAGGCCAUGCUGCAGCAGACGCAGGACAGCAACAUCCACGUUCGUGGCAGAGCCCUGCAUGGCCUCAGGAACGCAGUGACCGCGUUCCCGGACAAGGUCAGGAAGAAGAAAGAACAGAUUCUGGCGAGCUUUAUCCAUGCCGUAUGCCAGUCCUGCAACCCCUGCGCCAUUCUGGAUGCGACGGAAGGGCUCUGCUGGAUGCUGCGGGACCCCAAGGUGCCUCUGAAGGCACAUGUUGCCAUCCCGCUGGCCAUGCAGGCGAGAACAUUCUUUGAUGAUGAGAACAGCGGCCUGAGGCGGGCCUCCAUAGAGCUCUUUGGCCACCUCAGCAAAUUUGUUUCCAAGAAGUCAUCCCUCUUUGGAGCUGAGGUGGAGAAGUGCAUGGGGACGCUGCUCAUCCACCUACAAGACGGGGAUCCCCAGGUGGCCCAGGUGAGUGCAGCUGAGGGCUCAUACGGGCAGGGAUGGCUGCAGGGGGCAUUCUAACAACAUGGCAAGGGUGGUGCAAACUCCCCCCUCCAAGCCCCAGAUCUCUUCAGUGCUGCCCUGUGGCUCCCAGGACUCCCCACUAAUCCCUCCCCCACCCUCCACAGAGCUCUGCCAGCCCUCAGAGUGUAG